Messenger RNA from Condylostylus longicornis, 2341 nucleotides. Its product is annotated as tudor domain-containing protein 1-like. NCBI's taxonomy places the organism in Eukaryota, Metazoa, Arthropoda, Insecta, Diptera, Dolichopodidae. The record is from RefSeq and is a predicted model, not a curated record. The transcript is spliced from 9 exons. The coding region runs from base 1 to 2142 and encodes 713 amino acids.
AUGUCGCAUGAAACUUUAAAACUGCAAGCAUCACGAUUAAAAUCAUCUCAAGAAAUUGAAAAGGAAAAACGUAUGUUAUGCAUAAAAUUAGUACCAGCAUCUUUGAAAGCAGAAGAUUUAAAAAAAAUUCUUGAGAAAUAUGGUAAAGUAAACUUGGUUAAAGAUCUACCAUCAGAUUUAAAUUCGAGCCUUAAAUUUCCUUACCGUUUUGCUGAGUGCCCUAAUAUAAAAGAAAUGACGGCUAUCAUACAUGGCAUGAAAAAAGAUGCGUCAGGUUAUGUAGUAGAAGAGAAACAGAAAACAAGCACAUCGAAUAAAUCCAACAGUAGUGGAGAUUUAGAUUCUGAUAAAAAAAAUACGUCAAACAGAAAAUCCCAAGAUAAAAAUUUAGAUUUUCAAAAGAAAAUAGGAAAAGUAACAUCUGAAAAUAAAGAGAAAGAAAAAUAUUCAGAUCAUAAUAACGUUAGAGGAGAAAAUCAGAGUAAACAGGAAAGGGAAAAUAUUGAAAAUUCUAAAAUGUUUAACUGCUUUUUAUGUGGUAAAAUGGCCAACAUGUGCUGUGAAAGAUGCCAAGAAGUUUACUGCAGUCUAACUUGCCAAAAUAAAGAUUGGAGAGAACACAGAUAUGUGUGUUUUAAAAAACCUGAGUUGAUACAUAUUUCACAAAUAGAAAAUUUUCGGAAGAAUAACACCAUCCGAACGGUAAAAAAUGACCAAAAUAAUCCGCCGGUCAGCAAUAAUAUUGGAGUCAAGCACAUUGCUAAGUUGGACAAUAAUACCUCAAAAAAUUCGAAAGAAGCAGAAUUUUUAAAAUCAUUAAAUAAUAACAUUGAAACUAAAAAACUUGUAGGUCCCUUGAAUACUUCAGAUAAAAUUAAAAUAGAUAAAAGUCAAAUGCCGGUUUGCAAUAAAAAGCCUGAUGAAACAAUAAAGCAAAAGAGUGAAAGUAAUAAUAUCUUGAACAAAACCAUUGAAAGAGCGCCACUACCUAAAUCUGGUACGCCGGUGAUCAUGACACACUUUGAUCAACUAAACCGCAUUUAUGUACGUUCAAAUGAACGGCCAGAUAGUGAUAAUUAUGUGGAAGCAAUAAAUUUUGUAAUUGAGUCCGCAAAGAGUUCAAAUUAUUUAUCUUCAAUGCCUAAAACUAAAGAUAUGGUUAUAUGUGAAUUUGAAGGUGACUGGUAUAGAGCUCUGGUAUUGAAUCCGAUUGAUGAAGACAAUAUUUUAAUUGGGUAUAUAGAUUUUGGGAACGCCGAAACUAAAAAACUGUCACAAUUAAAAGAAAUGCAUCCAGACUGUUUCAAUUUUAAAAGAUAUCCAUUUGGUGUAUCACUUAAGGAAGUUCCUGAAAUUUCUCGAGAAAAAAUGUCAACAAAAUGUAAAGAUUACUUGCAACAUAUAAUCGAUAAUUUAGUGCAAUUAAGAAUAAGUUACACAGAAGGCGAAAAAGUUGGGCACCUUCCGCUAGUGGAACUAUUUGAGAACCAAAGUAAUCGAUGUGUGAACGAAAAAAUUAGAAACUUAUUAAAAGAAAAACCUAAAGACAAUUUAAAAUCAGUAUUUUUCAAGGAUUUGAAAUGCGUUAAAAUUGAGCCUGGAGAAAACAAGACACUUAUUAUCUUAGAUAACUCAUUCAUUGAAGCUGGAUUUUUGACAUGUGUUCUAAAAACAAAUCUUUUGGAAAAUGAAAAAAGUGCCGAAAUUUUUACAGAGUUGGCUUCAAAGGAUCCAAAUCCCUAUGAGCCAAUAGAAUCUGAACUAUGUUUGGUAAAGGUACGAGAUAAUCCUGAAGUAUGGUACAGAGCUUCAUGUGAAACAGUUUUGGAAAAUGAUAGAUUAGAAUUGUUGUUGGUAGAUUUUGGCAAUAUUUGUGAAGAAUCUACUUCAAAUGUAAGGAAAUAUCCUAUCGAUUUAAAUAUACCAUGUUUUGCAAACAUGUGCUUCAUUAAAGAUUUAAUGGAAGACAUAAAUGAAGACAAUUUUAAUAAUGAGACAAGAUCAAAACUCAUGGAGGUAUUACCAAAUUUUACGUUUCUUGAAGUAUCUAAAGUUGAAUUGAUUAAAGAUGACGUUUAUAUCACUUUACCUGUACAGACUAUGAAAGAAAUUCGAGAAAAAAUUUCUACCAUUGAUAAUUAAAAUGGCCCUUUGAAAUAUUUGUUCAAAACAAAUUAAGUAUUUUUUUCUGUAUUUCAUUUUUAAAAUUUGUAAUAUUUUAAUUCUUAUAUUUUUAAAUCAUGUUUUAUCUUAAUGAAAUAUAAAUUAUAUAUAACGUUUUUAAAUACUUAUUUAAAGCAUGUAAGUGAAAAAUAUUUUAAUAAAAGUAACGAAUUAUUGA